Heteronotia binoei (common prickly gecko) is the source of this 4740-nucleotide messenger RNA. It is a transcript of the gene RPAP1, whose product is annotated as RNA polymerase II associated protein 1. The transcript has 25 exons. NCBI's taxonomy places the organism in Eukaryota, Metazoa, Chordata, Lepidosauria, Squamata, Gekkonidae. Gene Ontology annotation, cellular component: nucleus. Bases 116 to 4453 code for a protein of 1445 amino acids. Gene Ontology annotation, biological process: transcription by RNA polymerase II. The record is from RefSeq and is a predicted model, not a curated record.
CGCUGUGGGUUGAUAGCGGAAGCGUAGCUCAUGCUAGAGGAGGCCUGAAGGCGCCUGGAAAGUACAGGUCACCCACAGAUUCUCCAGUGGAAGGCUCUGAGAACAAAAGAGAAAGAUGUUGCCAAGGCCAAAGCCUGGGGAGUCCGAAGAAGAUUUGUUGACAUUUCAGAAUCAGUUCCUGGCAUCAAAGGCUUCUCCAGCAGUGAAGGUUGUAAAGAAGGCAGAUAAGAGAAGAGGGGAUGGGGGAAGUGGAGUUGAGGAGAGACUUCCACUGCAGCAUGACAGAGAUGUGGUGUCACUAGAUGACUUUCCUGAUGUGCCCUCAACUCUACCAGGUCCCCCAAAGAAAUCCAAGAUCAGAAGUACCCAUGUUCACUUUGAGGAUCCAGAGCAGCAGUUGGAUCGUGGUGAUCAACACAUCACAGCGGUCCUGAGCAAAAUAAUCGAACAUGACACAAGCACAGGAAGUGUGACAACACCGUUGUCUAGUGGAGAUCCAUUUCCAAGAGUUUUUCACAGAUCUGAAAUAAAAACUGAGGCAAACCCAGAAGCUGGAAGGAGUAUCUUUUCUCGGAAGAUAGCUGCUAAGAGAGCAGCUGAAGUGGCUCGGGCAUCCUCUCAGGCUGGGCAGAAGAACACAGAUCGGACAACUCCAAAUACUGCCUCACCUCCCAUGGCCUUGGAGGCACAGCCCUUAAGAAGGGAAGAAGAAGAGUCUGUUGGUACCCUGCAUACUCAGCGGUCUCAUAUUAUCACUGGCAAGGGCCUUGGAAGCCUGGUUGGUGAUCAGGAAGCCCAGAAAAUCCAUGAGGAGAACUUGGAGAGACUGCAGGCUAUGUCCAAGGAAGAGGUAUUGGAGGAGCAGAAGCGACUGCUGGCUCAGUUAGAUCCCAAUUUAGUUGCUUUCUUAAAGUCACAACGUGGUAUUGACACAAGUCUGAAAGGAGAAGAGAAAAUGGAAUCAGAGAAGCCAGAAAAGCUUGUGCAUUUGGAAAUGUGGUCCAAAUCUCAGCAUGAGGCUGAGGAAAUUGUGGAAACACCCUUCAUUCAGGAGCUACCAAUGGAUGAGGAGCCAGACUCAGAAGACUCCCAAAGGGCUGAAGCUUGCAUAAGAAUGGAUGUCACAGGUGGUGAUCUUCCUCUGAAACCUCAGAAAGAAUGGCUCCACAUGGAUAUUGUGGAGUUUGAGAAGCUGGAGUGGAUGAAGGAUCUUUCCCAUCCUCGGCAGAGGAAAACUAGAAAGGGAAUGCAAGCACGCUUCAGUCUGAAGGGGGAACUUAUCCCUCCAGAUAAAGACUUCCCUACAUAUCUGGGCCUGCACCACCAUGGAGAAGAAGCAGAGAGGGCUGGCUAUUCACUCCAAGAGCUCUUCCAUUUGUCUCGUAGCCAGGCUAUUCAGCAAAGGACUCUGGCUCUGUAUGUGCUUGGUCAUGUUGUCCAGAAGGCCAAAGCAGGGAAGUUUGCCUCGUUGCUGAAGGGAAGUGUUCUCCGUGUACUGCUUGAUGCUGGUUUCCUCUUCCUGCUUCGUUUCUCCCUGGAUGAUACAGUGGACAAUGUCAUUGCAGCUGCUGUCCAUGCCCUUCAUGCACUGCUGGUCUCUUCAGAUGAUGAGGAGUAUCUUGACAAAACUUUCUCAUGGUACCAAGGAAUGGCUGUGUAUCCUUUUAUCCCAAAAAAAGAAGAAGAGGUAGAGGAGGAAGAUGAAGAUGAUGACAUUGAAAGGACUUCAACAGAAAAUAAAUUAGGAAGAAAAUCAAAGGAUGAGAACAAGCCAGACCCAGAAGUGGCACAAUAUGAUGUUAUAAGGGGACUUCUGAAGACCAAGAUUCUUCACCGCCUGAGAUACAUUCUGGAAGUCAUGAAGCCUGUACCUUUGGUGGUCCUGGAGAUUCUAGAUAUUCUCAUCCGCAUAGCAAGGCACUCUACAGAAGUAUGCAGUCAGGUCCUUGAUUGCCCUCGUUUGAUUGAGACUGUUGUCAGAGAGUUCAUCCCUACCCAGUGGGAUCCAAGAGUAGCUGAACCGGGGCAGUUUCUUGCUAGUGUAUAUGGAGUUCCAUGCACUGCAGCCAUGAAGCUGAUUAGAGUCCUGGCCUCUGGAGGAAGGAAUGUAGCUGCCAGGCUGCUUAAUAAGUAUGAGAUGAAGAAUCGGCUGCGUCGAUUCAUAGCUGAAGAUCCCAAAGACCUUUCUCUGAGGAGAGAGGAGGCCAUAAGGCUGAGCAUCGAAGCAUUUCGCUUGUGGGCUGUGGCAGCAGGCUAUGGUCAGGCCUGUGAUCUCUAUAGGGAUCUCUAUCCUGUUUUGGUGAAGAUGAUCCCAUCCCUGUCCCAUUUGGUGAAGAGUUCUGACAAAAAUAAAUCUAUAUAUAACCUUUCUACUGAGAGAGCCACAGCCAUCGUGACCUUGCUUUCCCAAAUAACGCAAACUGCAGGCUGCAGAGCAGAACUACAGGCCCAGCUCAGCAGGAGUAGUCCAGAAGAUGGAGAUCAGAUUCCUCCUCCACCAGUCUCCUGGAUUCAGGUGUCAGGUUUCAGACCCCUCAUUGAAACUAAUUUGAAAAAAUGUCUGAAAGAAAUAUCUGAACCGGAUACCUGGCAGACACUGCAGCCUCUUGCAACAACCUAUGUGAUCUACCUGGGGUUGUAUUACAACUACAGUCAGCAGCCAUCAGUAAAUACUGUAGACUGCCUGGAGGAAGUGGAGCAUUUGACAUUUGAGGUGGUGUUGCCUUUCCUCAGCCAGCCAGCCAUGCAGACCCAGUGGGAAAUGCUCAGGCCAUGUUCAGUUCUGUGCAAUCCAUUAUCCUACUCUCCAGCACCAGAGUCUGUCCCCAGUAUUGCAUCUCUGAGUUGCACUGGAGGCAAGCCCUCAAUGAGUUUAGUGGGGUUGAAAUCGCCCUUUCCCUUUCUUACUGCCCUCCUUGUCCUUGUCAACAGCAUCACUCGCAUCCAUAAAGGGCUGAUUGGCAAGUUUGUUUUUGUGCUAGAUACAAAGGGUCUGAAUGACUACCUACUCCAGAGCUGGACCACUGGGCCACCUUCUGUAACCCACUCCUCAGUGUGGCUCUUGCGCCACGAAUACCACCUGCAGUAUUUUGUGCUUUCACUGGCUCAUAAAAUGGCAGAUGCUUGUCCAGAUUAUGGCCAGCAUGCUUCACUCCAUCAUUGUGUUGCCAUGGUUUUGUUAAGCCGUUUGUUUUCAGGCAGUGAGCACCUGGCUCACGAACUCCUGUUGGGCCUUGCCUUCAAUCCAAAAUUGAUUCCUGAAGGCCAAGCAGGUGGACCAGAAGCUGCUGACUUCUCAGACAUCCUGCACCUUAGCUCAAGGAUAAAGCUGACACAACCAGGCUCAGCGGCUUCCAUUUCUCCCCACCCCAGUCGUGGAGCCUUACUGAAAGAAGCAUACCAGCAUCUUCGAUUUAUCCAAGCUUGCUACUUCUCUCAUUUUGUGUUCUUGGAACCUGCACUUGCUCGUUCCAGAGAUGCAUAUCAAGGAAGAACUCACCUUAUCCAAUCCAUGCUUCUUCCUGAGGUCAGAGGACCCAUCCUACCUUCUGAUUGGCCUUUCCUUCCACUUAUUAGCCUCUAUAACAAAGUGACCAGUGCAGAAACACAGUGGGCUGCUGUGACAUCUUUUCCUGCAGAUCUGGUGAACAUUAUGACCUGUAGCUUGCAGUGGGUCCUCCUCUUGGAGACUUGGAGACCCAGAAUCCUUCAGGGAAUCUCAGCUGCAGUUAAACUUGCAAGGCUUAUGUGUGUCUUCCUCACUGGAAGUGACUUGUUCUUGGAAAGUGCCAUUCACUGCUAUACAGCAGCUCUUCUCUCACUUUAUUGUCAAAGCAAAGUACUGGACUCCUUGAACUUGGAUGUUCCCCUCCCUGGCUUAGCUUCUUUCUAUGACCUGUACAUCAGCCUCCUGGAACAUUUUGAAGGUGUUUCCUUUGGAGAUCCCCUCUUUGGAGUCUUUGUGCUUCUUCCUUUACAAAGACGGUUCAGUGUCCAACUAAGGUUGGCUAUCUUUGGAGAGCAUGUAAGCACCUUGCGGGCACUGAGAGUUCCACUUCAGCAGUUUCCUGUACCUCUGGAGCUGUACCUUUCCCCGCCUGAGGACAACCUGAAUCUUGUAGGGCAGUAUUUUCAGACACUGGUCACAGGUGUCUUGCGGCAGAGCUGGUGCCCUGUGCUUUAUGUGGUUGCUGUGGCCCAUGUGAACAGCUUCAUUUUCUCUCAGGAAAGCACCACACAGGAGAUUGAUGUUGGCCGAAGAAACAUGUUGCAGAAGACAUGGUUCUUGGCAGACGAGGUGUUAAAGAGACAUCUUCUCUACUACAAGUUGCCCAACAAGGAUAGCCCUGUAGGUUUUGACCUCUAUGAACAGCUUCCUCCUAUUCGACUGAAGCACCUGAACAUAAUGACUCAGAAGGAGCCUAAAGAGGGCACAUCACCAACAUAUUUGUAGUGAAAAAUCUUCAGGACUGGAUGGAGCAAUAAGGGACAAUGCUGCUAAGCAACUGGAAGAGCUUGGUGAUCUCCAUGAUGUUUUGCCUGAACAAACAGAAAGGGAUUUUGCUUGUGAACCUCUGUCUUGGUCAGCCUUCGUAGAACACAGAAUAUCUUCCCAUUAUCAGGUAGCAAAAUUUCAGAAAAAAAUGAAAGGAGCCAGUAUAUGCUACUGAGAUGGAACUCUGGCAAGUUAUUUUUGAUAAGUAAAAUUCCAUUUGAUAAAUAAAAUUCCAUUGAAAAGCC